UAGGGAACCCAAAGAAUAUAACUUAAUAUCCUUACAUUAUCUGCCGGGACACAAGGCUGUAGGAGGAGGACAAAGGGUUUGCAUGGGUUUAUCUGUUUAUGUGUCCCUUUAAUCCCUUCUUUUUUGCCCUUUCCCCAUCCACCUUGCAGGCUCAUGAGCGUCUGGAGGAGACAAAGCUGGAGGCUGUGCGGGACAACAAUUUGGAGCUGGUCCAGGAGAUACUUAAAGACAUCACACACAUUGCUCAGCAAGAUAGCACAGCCGCUGAACUGGCCCGCAUCCUCCAGGAGCCCCACUUCCAGUCCCUUUUGGAAACCCACGAUUCUGUUGCCUCUAAGAGCUACGAGACUCCACCACCUAGUCCUGUCCUGGACCCCAUGUUCAACAACCAGCCAGUUCCACCAGAUGCUGUACGCAUGGUGGGAAUUCGUAAGACUGCUGGAGAACACUUGGGCGUGACUUUCCGUGUGGAGCGUGGUGAGCUGGUCAUUGCACGUAUCCUGCAUGGUGGCAUGAUUGAUCAGCAGGGGUUGCUGCAUGUGGGCGAUAUUAUCAAGGAGGUGAAUGGGCAGGAAGUGGGCAGUGAUCCACGAGCCCUCCAAGAAGUGCUAAAAAAUGCAAGUGGAAGUGUUGUACUCAAGAUCCUGCCCAGUUACCAGGAGCCACAUCCACCACGCCAGAUAUUUGUGAAGGCGCAUUUUGACUAUGAUCCAGUCACUGACAACCUCAUUCCCUGCAAGGAAGCUGGUCUGAAAUUUGUAGCUGGAGAUCUUCUUCAGAUUGUCAACCAGGAUGAUCCCAACUGGUGGCAGGCCUGCCAUGUGGAAGGUGGCAGUGCAGGGCUGAUCCCAAGCCAGCUGCUGGAAGAGAAGCGCAAGGCUUUUGUGAAGCGUGACCUUGAAGUCACACCAACUUCAGGGGCCUUGUGUGGAAGCCUUAGUGGGAAGAAAAAGAAAAGGAUGAUGUAUUUGACCACCAAAAAUGCAGAGUUUGAUCGACAUGAACUGCUGAUCUAUGAAGAAGUGGCUCGAAUGCCCCCUUUCCGCAGGAAAACUUUGGUGCUCAUCGGUGCCCAGGGGGUUGGACGACGUAGCAUUAAGAACAAGCUUAUCAUGUCUGACCAGUCUCAGUAUGGAACCACCAUCCCAUACACCUCACGGAGGCCCAAGGAACAUGAAAAAACUGGACAAGUCUACAGCUUUGUGACUAGAAAUGAAAUGGAGAGAGACAUCAAAGCAGGCCGCUAUCUGGAACAUGGUGAAUAUGAGGGGAACCUCUAUGGAACUAAGAUUGACUCCAUCCAUGAGGUUGUGGAGUCAGGCAAAAUGUGUAUCCUGGAUGUUAACCCACAGGCUGUGAAGGUGUUGAGGACAGCUGAGUUCGUUCCAUAUGUGGUGUUCAUUGAAGCACCAGAUUUUGAGACUUUACGAGCUAUGAACAAAGCAGCUUUGGAAAGCGGUAUAGCUACUAAGCAACUCACGGAUGCUGACCUGAAGCGAACUGUGGACGAGAGCUGCCGAAUCCAGCGAGGCUAUGGCCAUUACUUUGAUCUCUGCUUAGUGAAUGAUAAUAUGGAGCGGACAUUCCAGCAACUUCAGGUGGCCUUGCAGAAGCUGUACAACGAAUCACAGUGGGUUCCUGUCAGCUGGGUUUACUAGGAAGGAGUUCCCCUCUCCAGAGGUCCGUAGCCUCUGAGCCUUGAUUUUCCCCACCUUCUACUAUCUCCAUUUUUGCCAGGGGAGCCUAGACUUUUUUUUUUUAAAUGUGCCCAUGUCCCUUUUCAACCGUCAACCUUACUCAAGUGUCUAGGCUGUGUAGAUUAAAUUCAGUUGGCUUCACUCUAUUCUAGAGAAAAGGUGUUUUCUCAUUCUGUUU
This is a messenger RNA of Notechis scutatus (mainland tiger snake), 1875 nucleotides long. RefSeq names its product MAGUK p55 scaffold protein 2 (gene MPP2). NCBI's taxonomy places the organism in Eukaryota, Metazoa, Chordata, Lepidosauria, Squamata, Elapidae. The record is from RefSeq and is a predicted model, not a curated record. Gene Ontology annotation, molecular function: protein binding.